AUGCUUUUGCUUAUAAAUAGGAUUCAAAAAAAUUUAAAAAUAAGAAAAUUUAAAUUAAUAUAUUAUAAUAAUUUUAGUUCUUGUAAUUAUAGUGAUAUAUAUAAUAAAUAUGAGAAUUUUUUGAAUAUAGGAAAUAAAAAACCGGAUGAAAUAAUAAAUUUAUUAAAUAUUAUAAAUAAAGAAAAAAGGUGUGAUACUGAAUUAAUUAAAAAUAUAACAAGUCAUAUAUAUGAUUUCAGCGAUGAUUUUUUCUGCCCACAAUUAAUAAAAGUAUUAGAAAAUUAUGUAAAAUUAAAAUAUUCUGAUGAAACAUUACUUGGUAUUCUCUGUAGUAGAAUUGAUGAUAUAGUAAGUUUAAAAUCAUGUUUAAGAGCAAAAAUUAUGAUAAAUAUUUAUAAGCAGCUAAAUUUCCAUCAUCCAUUGGUAAAAAAUCCAUUAUUAAAUUUAAUCAAUGAAAAUAUUUGUCAUUAUAAAAGUGAACUAGUUAGUAUUAUAAAAAAUAUAUCUUAUUUGCAUAUAGAUUCAUUUACAUCUAAUAAUCUUAUUAAUCGUAUAAUAGUAAAUUAUGACUAUUAUGAUAAAGAUAUUUUUACCAUAUUUGAAUCAUUCAGUAGAUUGGAUGAAUAUAAUGAAGCUUUUGUUGAUUUAAUAUUAAAAAAAAUUAAAAAAUUAGAAGAAAAUGAUAUAUGUUGUAAUUUUAAAAACUUUCUAAAAUUUUUAAGUGGAUAUAAAAGAUUAGGUUUAACUAGUAAUACUUAUUUGCAUUCACAAUUUGAACAUAAAAUAAAUAACAUUAAAUUAUUAUCUCCAAAUAACAUUUCUUAUGCGUUGUUAUUAAUGCUUUCAACAAAAUUCCAAAAUGAAUCAUUAUUUGAAUUAUUAUUAAUAAAUAUAGAAAAUUAUGUAAAUAAUAACAAUUUAGAAAUUAGUGAAAAAAAAAGUCUUUAUUUCUAUGAUUUUUCAGACAAUUUUUUUGAAAGAAAAAAUAAAAAAGAAAAUUAUUUUAUUGAACAAAGAGGAAAUAAUAAAAAAAGAAAUACUGAAAACAACAAUGAUGAAUUAAUUCAUCAUAAUAAUUAUGAGAGUAUUUGUAAUAAAUAUAUUUUUAAAUAUUUACCAUUUCAUUUACUUUUACUAGUUUUAUUAAAUUAUGAUAACAAAAAUAUAAUACUUCAUUUAUUAAAUAUAUGCAUUAAUGAAUAUAUUUUUUUUUAUGAUGUAUCUAAUUUGAUUAAAUUAUUAUAUUCAUACACACUUUUAACAGUAAAAAAUCAAGUAGAAAAAAAUGAAGAAAUUCAAAAAAAUAUAAUAAUAAUAUUUUCUGCUCUUCAAAAUAUAUAUAAAAGUGCUACUAUAAGUGACUAUAAAAUUUUAUAUGACUGCUUUUUAUAUCAUCAAAAAAUUAUUGAGAAAAAUAGUAAAUUAAAAAGCAUGUAUGAUGAUCUUUUAUAUAAUGAAUGUUUUUCAAUUUUGCCAUCAUCAUACUCCAAUUUAAAAUUCGAUGAAAUGGAAAUCAUUAAAUGCGGUAGCUCAUCAUAUUUGAAAGAUAAAGAUGGUACAAUUUCUAUUUAUUUAAACAAAAAUGAUUUUUUUUCUUCAAAUGAUUAUAAAUAUGAUAAUUUAUUAUUAAAUGUUAAAUUUAAAAUUGAACUCUUGAAAAAUUGUAAUAUUAACAAUGUUAAAAUAAUUUAUAAGGAAAAUAUCUUAAAAUAG
This is a messenger RNA of Plasmodium gallinaceum, 1713 nucleotides long. Its product is annotated as conserved Plasmodium protein, unknown function. The record is from RefSeq and is a predicted model, not a curated record. The transcript has a single exon. NCBI's taxonomy places the organism in Eukaryota, Apicomplexa, Aconoidasida, Haemosporida, Plasmodiidae. Bases 1 to 1713 code for a protein of 570 amino acids.